Molecule: messenger RNA, 27381 nt
Organism: Xyrichtys novacula (pearly razorfish)
Lineage: Eukaryota; Metazoa; Chordata; Actinopteri; Labriformes; Labridae
Source: the annotation of a GenBank genome assembly
GAGCACACAGGCAGGCAGCAGCUCUGCGGUUCACUCCGGCUCCAGCGCACCGCGGAUUGGACGGAGAGAGUCACGUUGUGCGUGAAAAGCUGUCAGUCUGAUGCCGCACCAUUGUUCCCCGAGCAGCCGGAAGGAGAGCUUGGUCAAGCUUUCUAGAUGCGACAAUAGUGCCGGUGACUUACAUACCUUUGAGGAAUUUGUUUGAUUUUCCACAGACCUGAGCGCGCAGGAGGGUUUCCGCAGUAGAAACCCUUGACAUGGUUUAGAGGGGGAAGCUGAAGUCCAUUCAGAGAGGGGCGUCAUUGACUGGCUGGAUAAUAGAAACGCAAUGAAUGGUGAGUGUGAGCAAUUUGAGGAGAAAGGCCUUUGUUUUACACACGGCUUCAGAAUUAUUCAUUAAUAAAUCCAACCACAGUAGUUUUGCUGUAGAUGUAAUUUCUCUGCUGCACGAGGACAAAGGACAUUUAAUGUGUGUGCCAGCUGUUUUCUUCUCCAACAUGCUGGGUUACAUCCCUGAAUGGUCCAACUCUUUUGGGCAUCUCACCUCAGUAGUCUCUCUGCUCACUGUAGGACAUCAUCUCAUCCACACUUUCAUCAAGUCCAUGUUUUCUUUAUCAUUUAAACGCUCAGUGCACUAAAACCCCAUUGACACAUAACCUAAGAAGUGCAGCAUGUAACAGCUCCUGUCCCUUUGUGUAUCAUUUUUGAGGUCACACGUGUGUGUCAUACAGUUCAUGAUACAAACUAUGUUUAGAGCCAGCUGACUGGUACAUGGCCAACUGGCUAAGAGCCUCUCAUGCAGACAGCAUGGAGCAGAGAGAGUCUGAUUCCCUGCAGAGCUUCCUGCAGAACAGGCAGAGGAGGCAGAGAGUCUGUUCCCCCUCCUGCCUCCCUGGGGAGACCCCUCCACCUCCACCACCAUCACCACCACCACCAGCCCCCAGCUAUAAAAGGAAAUAGAGGCUCUCAAAGAGAUUUAGAUAAAGCUCUGUCAAUCAGGCAUACAUCAGUGCUGGAAUUGCACGAUAAAAACCUGGGCCUACUGUUGAUAACAUAUGCAUUAUAAAACGAUGAGUGCAACAUAGAGAGCUGGUUAAACAAAAUGGAAAAAUAUAAUUUGCAAACAGCUACUUUCACACUGACUUCAGGUUAAUUAAAUUUAUAUUCUCUACUUUUUUUCUUCUACAGAAUCAAGAGGUGUCUCUGCAGUGUAAUAUAUUUUUCGCUAAAGGUAAGACCACAUCUCUGUGCUGCUGUCUGAAAUAUAAGUCUUCACAACACAUUAUCAUAUUGAAUCCAUGUCUACCAGAUAAAAUCUCACACAACUGUUGCUACACUGCCACAAAAGCUCCUCUGAUAACACGAUAUGAUGUGAUGUUGAUUCAGACAACAGUGUUUAGUCAAUAUAGACAGCUGCACUACCCUUACUGGAUUAAACCAGAGAGAUUCCUCUGAUAGGAAAAUUAUGAAAUACAGCAGAUGUUGACUUUAAUUUGGUUCAUCACAUCCUUGAUAAUAAUUUUGUUUGUAGAGAAAGCAUCAGUGCUCCAAAAAUGGGACAUUUCAAAACAUGAGGAUGAGUUUCUCUUAGUUUACAUGCAUAAAUGUAACCAAGAAGCGCAGUAAUAUCCAAAAAUGAACUUAUUUUUGCUGUGUACCUGGUUUAUAAUAUUGUAUUAUCAUAAUCCUUCCUUGACUUCUUGGUGGCUUCUAGUAUUUUAGUACGAAAAUAUAGCAUCUCUGUACAAAAUCCUGCAUUUAAACAGGCACACACAAUCACACACCCAAUCACUCUUUGUAUAAAUUUUGAUCUUAAACAUGAAGGAGAGUGUGUGUGUGUGUGUGCGUGUGUUUGGGGAGUGGGCCCUCUCUUUCUUGAGACAGUGUGUUUUUUUUCUUCCUCGAUCCAUCUGCUUCCUCAGUCUAUCAGCGCGGCGUCCUCAGAGGAGCAGAAUUUAAUUAGUACAUGUGGCACCGAGUUAAAGGACAUUGAAACAUUAAGUAGAUGUAUUUACUUGUGAAACGCGGCAUCAUUAAGCCGGCUUAUUUGAAUAAGUGAUUCAGCCAUGCUGGUAAUACAUACUGUAGCACAGAUGGCUAAAGCCUGAUAACAGUGAAUGUGCUCCAUUAAAGAUUCACAGGAAAGGUGUUGUGGUUUGACAGCACUGAGGAGAGUCUCUGCAGGAGGCUGCUGUGGGUGAAUCGCCUGCAUGCUGAAGGUCCACUUGCACAGUUCAAUCAAUUUAGCCUCAUCUUAUGUGGGAACUACAUGGAUUCAUGGCUGUAGGUCUGACCUGGAGGUUCAGGCAGAUUUACAGAGAGAGGUUAAAGGUUGAUUGUAAACUGAUGGAGGAGAGCAUGAGCUGAAUUCGACUUUAAAUCAGGCAAGAAUAAAAAUAACUUGUUUGAGUUGUAAAUGUUAAUGCCUCAUAAAGAGUCCAGUGGGGUUCCCAGUGUAGUACUCCUUCCUCUACAUCUCACAGCAUGGAUAUUCUCAGCCAGAUUACCCUGGAAGACAUUGUGUUUAUUCUUUAUUUCUAUAAUUCUUUGUUUAUUUUAACUGGUUGAAAAACUAUAUAAAGUCUUUAGAAGAUAUGGGUAUAUGAAAACCUCUCUGCAGAAGGCUACAACAAAACAUGACAAGGUAAAACAUUAAAAUACAGGAAAAUAAUCUGGUAAAAUGCUUUACAAACAGAGAAAUAUUUAUCUGAUAGAGCCUAUAGAGCUUAUUCAUAAGGUUCAAAGGCCAUUAAAUGCACUAUCAUUAACCCUAUAACCCAGUACACUCUGAAAAUAAGAUUUAUUUCUUUUAAAAAUCAUAGAUUGUCUUCUCUAAAUUUUGCAUCUUUACUUGUAAAUGCAAUGUGAUUAUUCCAAGGAUUUUUUUUUCAAUUUUUAAUAACACAAACAGUGACAGUCUAGUUAAAGUAGUGACUCAUCUUCUGUGGUUGCACAUAAGUCCUCUCUGAUAUAUCUUGUGGUUUUAUUGUAGCCACACACUGCUUCAUCCCUCAGUCCUCCCCAGGUCACUGAUGGAAAGAGAUUUUAAUCUCAUUUGAACUUGUUUUAUACACACUAUGGCUAAAAACGAAUACAAUUUUUUUAUUAUGCACCAUUUUGUCCCUCUUUACACACCGUAGGGAAGUAGCUGCAGCCUCUUCCUGCUUCCCUUUACCACCAUGAUGUAAAAUAAUGGCCCUGCUGUGCUUUUGAAUGGCACAUUUCCCUUUAAAAAUGCCUCAGCUGACAAGUCAAUGGUAAUAUGCCCUCUGCGUUACACAGAAUUAAGUGUCACUAAAAUACUCUGAGUUCAAGCUACUGCCUUGGAGUCGAGCAUACAGCUAAUCAGACUGAUGUGAGUGCUAUCCUUCCACAGAUAAAUGCCGUAUUCCACAUUUGAAGCACCCAGAAGCUUCUGCCUUUCUCCUAAGUCAUUGUUUCAGACCACAUGGUCAGUGCAGCAGCAUGUAUUUAAAUAAUAGAUCUAAAUAUCAAAAUCAUUAAGUACAUUUCAUUACCAUUGUUUAACAAUCAAGAGUGAGAACUGUUUUGUUGAUAAAGACUUCAAAUCUAUUUGAAGUGCAAAAUAAUGAAAUUUUAAGCAUGUCUUAAUAAUGCAGUUAACCACUGAGACACAGUGACAAGUUAUGAUUAAAAGUCUUAUCAUUUCACAGCCCUGAUUCACCCUCAUCUACACUCUCAUUAAUGUUCUCUGCACAGUUAAUUUUGAAUUCCUAUUUCAUUAGUCGUUACUGUAAACAUUUUUUUCCUCUAAAGUUAAAUUCACAGGAUUAAUGCUGCAGUCAGGAUCCUACAGAGGACUAAUCUGAACCCUUUAGAUUACGGAGCAGCUUUGUGUGUCUCUGCAGGGUUCAUGGUUCUAAUUUAGCAGCUUUUGAUGUGACUCUUUUUGUGUGUUGGGCUCCUUCCUGGCUGAGCUCUGAGCGUUCACACUUGCAGUCUGUGUUCUCCGUAGAUGUUGCCAUGACACCUAUAUGGAAUCUUUUGUCUGCUGCCAGUUAAUUAAGUGUUAACAAAAAGAAGACGCAUUUUUCCACCAUAAUGAGUUUUAUUUGUCAGUGCAGGUCAUUAUAAGCAGCUUUGUACAGGCAUUAGCUCUCAGUGUGAUUAGAUUACAUAUUAUAUUACAGUUUCGAUUUCACAACUUACAUUAUGACUCACAUAUACCUGUAACAGUACUGCAUAUAUACAGUAGAUACAGGAAAAUAAGUAAAGGAUCAAAUAAUUGGAGCCUAUUUUGAACAGUUUGGAUCUAAAUGUCAGUCACUUUUUUUCAGUGCUGUGAAAUGUGAAAAAGAUAAUCUAGAAGUUUGCAGAGACAACAGGUACAAAAAAUUAUGCAAGGAUUUUUCUUGUGAUCAAACUCUAGGCUACAAAUUUUGCAUGAUGGAGAUGCGCACACCGACUUUUAAAGGCUCUUUUUCAUGCCAUUUCACCAAAAUUUCACUCUUAUUUUCUCUCAUUGAAGGAUCCAACAAAAAAUAACAGACUUGUGAGUGAAAGGUGAAAACAAACACCAAAAGGUUUUUGUGUUUGGUGUUAAUUACAACUUAUUACGCUGUUUUCAAAAAUUUAAAUGGUUAGAAGGACUGAAGUUAAUCUUUGAUGCAUUUUUAGGAUACAAAAAGCAAACAAGACUAUAAUUAGCAAUCAUUGACUUUUUAAAUGCCUGCAACUACCCCUGGAGUGGGUGUAAAAACAGCUGUUUUUACAUUCUUCCACUGCUAAGAAUCUUCAAGAGUGAUCAUUUUCACUAUGACAAGACAUAAGGCUGACAUGUUUUAUCAGGAACAAAUGUGCAGCACAAAAUCUGCAAUGACACAUGAGCAAAGGCUUCAUCCACAAGGGGAACCCAAAAUCAGCAAAAGGCUAAAAGUUCCUCCAGUGAGUGUUAAAAUACAACUACAUCUACAAAUAAUACAACUCUAAAUGUAAAGUAGUAAUCUCACAGGCUAUAAGGGGUUCAUAAAUUAUCUGUAUUGAUUUAAUGUGUCAUACCAAGGCUUUCAAAUUAAGACCAUGGAAUUAAAAAUUUUAACUAAUAGCCUGAAACUGGCAUUAGAGCUUUCACAAUAUACCUGUGUUGACAAUGAUCGUGUAUUUGACAGAAUAUUGUUGUGCUAAAAAUAAAAACAUCAAGUUCUAUAAUAUAACUAAUUGGCUCAUAGCGAGGGAUGGUCGUGGUAAUCACACUGAUUACCACCAGUGAAGAAGCAGGAGCAGCUGCUAGUUGGCUAGUUGUAGCAGCCCUCCACGAGAGGACACCUUUAAGGCGGAUGUUCCAAGAUUUACUGUGAAUUUAAAAACCGUGUCUUCCUCAGGGUGCUAAUGAGAUUAAAAUUAUACUCUCAAAUUGUUCUUUUAAUUAUUUUCAUUCAGUGCCUUAAGUUAUAAACUACCAGAUAUACCAUGCACAGCUUUUCAAAAUAAAAGCAUGUUUUUACACCACAGGAAACCAAAUCACAUGAAAGUAAAAUAAGCUUGUCAUACAGUCAUUGUAUGGAGCAAUGUUGUGUCACAAAAAUACUUUAUUUCAAAUAAAUGAUGAUGUAUAAAAAGGUCAGUUUUGUUUAUUUGGAGGGAUACUUCGCCUUUCCUUACCUGCAUCAAAAUUAUUCAAAAAUGCUGGCAUUAUUAUGAUGUUAUUUUGGCCAUGAAUCAUAAGGUAAAAUUGUGACAGCCCUAAUUGGCAUCCUCUAAGUCAGGUUUAUGUGCUAGAAAAAGCAUCUCACGUCAUAUUUUUCCUGUGGAGAGCUCUGUGAAACUCGUGUUUUUAUAUCCUUCCAAUUCAUUAUAUACUUUUAUCACAUGCAGAGCUGGCCUACUUCAUGAAUUUCCUCAGAUAACAUUGUGAAUAUUUUGCAUAUUAAACCUGAUUCCAGAUCUCCACAUGAUACUAGCUCUAUAUAUAAAUGAUAAGGCUUGUCUGCAGAAUAUGAACCCCACAUCCCACAGCCUGUGUGAGAGAUGAAAGCAGCCCCGUCUCUGGCAGCUCCUGUUUCUGCCAGCAAACCGGCUUUUGCGAACUUUCAGGUGGCAUGGGAAAAUAUAGUCAUAAAUAAAAUAUAGAGGCAUGAAUAAUUUAGGUGAGUAUUGUGAUUGACAUGAGGGUGAGAGGACCUGAUUACGCCUGCCGUGCUGUGUGACUUGAAUUACUGCAAAUCAAAACAUUAGUCUGAGUGUGGAGCUUGCUGUGUUCGGUGUAUUUUGAUCACUGCUUGUAACAACAAAGACGGUGGAGACGCUGGAUGACACGUCUUUUUUAAGAUUACUCUUCAAUUUUGGCAUUGUGGAUCUGUGUCAUUAAAACACCAGUAAUGGUUUGAAAACCAAAGAAAGACACAAAAAAUCACACCAGGAGUCAAACCAGUUCACAAACUCUCGCUCGGUACAUUCUCAUUAUUACCAAUUCUUUCUGCUUUUAAAUGGGGUUAAAAUGAAACAAUUUCAGAGAGGUGCUGUAUGUUGUGGUGAAAUGGGGGUCACCCUUUGCUCAGGACCCCCCGUGGUUAAUAAGAAACCGUGCUUCCUCUAUUGUUGUAUGAGGAGGAAGAGCAGAUCAAUGAUUCCCAGCACUGUAGCUGCAGGCUGCAGCAGGCAUCACCAGGCUGCAGCUCCUCCGUGUGCUGAGUGCUGAGCAGUGGGCUGCACACCCCCCUCCUUCUCCCUCCCACCCCCCCGUCCUCUUUCAUGUAUGUGUGUGUGUGUGUGUGUGAGCGGAUCUGUCUGCAGCCUCAGGCAAGUGCAAGUUAACAAAUGUACAGAGUGCAUGUGAAGGCUCAUUUGCAUAUAUCUGUGGAUGUUGCUACAUUUCUUUAAAUGGAUUCCUUUGUGUUUGAUUGUUGGAUGUUUUCUUUUCAUUGUGCGGGUGCAAUUCUGUCAAAUCUGUCUGAAUAUGAAGAAGAUUGUAUUUGACAGUUAAUGAUGUUUAUUCGCAGACUCUUUUCAUCUGACCCUAAUUGCAGUAGAAUAGAAAAGCAGCCUGUGCAAAUGUUUAUUGUCCAAUUGCUGGUUUUUCUCAUUGCCUAAUAAUUGAGCAGUUGCAUACUAGAACAAAGAUAGAUAGAUAGAUAGAUAGAUAGAUAGAUAGAUAGAUAGAUAGAACGAUUCAGUAUACACAGAUGCAACAUGCUGCAGCUUUAUGCAGAUAUAUUUUUCAAAAUAAAAGUGAUCACAGGAGCCGUCUGCACUGUUUUCCUCUCAGGUUAUUAUGCACAACCUAUUACUCCUUUGAUUUUAACCAUCUUCUGUAUUUCUGUCGAGUGUGUGGUCCCUGAGUGUUCUCAGGGGAAAUCCUGCAGAUAGCUGUUUAAUGUGUUCCUUCUGAAUAUGAUGGUAGUGCAUAGAUUAAGGCAGAUGGCCCAGAAUCUAUCAGAAAACAGCGUUCUACAUGUGGCCCUGCGUGUGUGUGUGUGUGUGUGUGUGUGUAUGUGUGUGUGUGUGUUUUCUCAGUGGCAGGGAUCCUCCACUGACAUCAUCUGUAGCUGUAUAAUCAUCCAGGCCACAGCCUCUCCUCAGGGGAGUCCAGCUGAGACCUAGCCCCCUCUCUCUCACUCCCUCUCUCUCUCUCCGUCUCUCAAUCUAUUUAUCUCUCCCUUCUCAGCCCAGCUUUCUCUCUCUCGUUCAAGGUUGCCGUGGAUGGCAGAGUGUGACACUGGUGAUGGAUGCAUUCAGUAUCAGACUGUGGCUGCACGCUUCAAUUCGUUAUUUUUGCAGGGUUUCUCUAAUUUCUUCGCUGAUCUGAUCAGUUUAUGCCACUGGAAGGCAUCCGUGCUUGCCCGGACGAUGUCUACUGCAAUUUAAAAAAAAGAAAAAAAGAAAAAACAUUCCUCAAAUUAAAACAAAGAAAGAAUUAAUAAAAAGAAAGAUCUGCCAUGCCAUCUGGGCUGUAAAACUGUGUACUCCAUCACUGUGGAAACACUAGUUGUCUGAGAUGCGAUCCAUAUUGAAUGGCAUAGGCGUUUGGCAGACGCAGAUACAGCACAAAUCUAUAUCAAUAGAAACCAUCCUAACCUCUCUUUGCCCCUCCCCCCGCUUAUACACAUUUGGCAGCCAAUAAAAGAUGAGUCUUUGUCGACUUAUAGUAUGAUGCAAGUGAUUAGUGUAUACAUAUGUAGAUGUACUCAUUUGUGAUUUUCAUAUGUAUACCAGCAAGGUUCAUUGCCAGUAUAGAAAGGAUGUUUGUGUGGAGCAGGGGAGGUGAGUAUAGGGAGCCAUAUAGUCGUCAUUGGAAACAUUAAAGCUGCAAUGGAGAAAAAUUCACCACCAGGGGGCGUAUAUAGUUACCAACAUAAUCCACAAACUCAAAGCAAACUUGGCUGGUUUGUUUUUUGUUAAUAAUGGGGCCAACAUUAAAGCUCCUGUGAGGAACUUUUUGUUUGUGUCAACUUUUGCGCCCCCCUGUGGACAGCGAGUCUUUGCUUAUCUUGUCCAGUACAUACUUAAAUAUUGAUUUAUUUAAGUACAACAAAUCUUAUUAUUCUGGCUUUCCACAGUCAAAUGUAUCAUUUAUUGCAAAUAUUUUAUGUGGAAAUUGUAAAACAAGGCUGUGUUUUGAGCUGCAAGGCCUGGACCUAUGACCUCUUACUGGUUUCAGACAAUAAAAAUGGGGUUAGAAAAAAUGUCAUUCUUGUCACUGAUGUUUUUUUUUUUAUUUUUUAUUAUUAUUAUUAUUACAAGGCAUGAACAUGAAUUUUAUGAAUUUGUUCAAUGGAAAAAAACUUCUCACAGGAGCUUUCAGGCACAAGUCUGUGUAGUGAUCAUAUCUAACAAAGUCUGAAAGUAAAACUAGCUGGAAUUUGUGGCCUCUACUCUGUGAUAAUAUCUGGGUUUUUGAGAUUGACAAUCUUCAUUAAAAACUUUUUCACCUCAUUGCUCAGGCUUAGCUGCUUUUUGUAAUAAUACUUUUAAUACUGCAUGUGCUGUUAGUGCUCAAAAUAAUAGAGGCUAAUUGAAGCUUGGCCAGUCUACUCAGAGUUACUGCUUUUACCAUUAUAAAUUGUGUGAAAUUUUUAAUACUUACCUAAGAAGAUAAAAAUCCAUCUCCAUCUACUCAUAGUGAAUGGUCAGCGAGUGUAUAAGAAAUACUGUGUGUGUUAUAGAUUCUGUUGAACGUUGGCAGAUGGUAUCGUAAUCCGUGUGAUGGAGCUUCAUAGGGAAGCUUGAACAUGCUGCUGAUGGAGACCCCCGGCCUUGGAUUUCCACAUGUAUUGGUUCCAUCUGUUUUCUAUGAAAUCUGAACGUACUGUGAGGUGUGUUGGGUGAUGAGGUGGAUAAUGGCAGUGAUGAAAACGACGACCGGGGUGGGUGCAGUGACUCAUUCAUCCUUGAUUCAUUUGAGCUUCUGUUGCUGUCAAGAGUUCUGAUUCAGAGCCAAUGAUGCAAACUAUCUUUGAUAUGUUGGUCAUGAAGCCAAGCAGUUCAUAGACAGGGAAUUUAGAGAGAUCACGGAGGGGUUUGUGUAAUUACUGAUGUCAGACCCUGUACACUUAUACCUUCUGGAGGUCUCCAAUCACAUAAAUGUGGUGCCAAGGAUGGUACCAUGUAAGAGUUGUGCACUCCAAGCUGGCCUCCUCAUUUACUUUGGUCAUGAGCUUUAAAACAGAAGCAAAAUUCAUCACUCUUAAGUGGCAACAGUCAACUGUGAGAACUAAUGAGACCUAUGAAAAAUAAGAAUAUCAAUUAUUGGCACCAAUUUUGGUAUAGAUUGGGAUCAAAUACACACAGACUCACCACUGAUUUUCGUUCUGUAUUUGGAUCAGUACUCAUCUGUACCAAAUCAAAAGUGCCAUACAGACAUAGUACUGAAUGUGUGUUCCUUUACAACCCCCUGACACCCAUAUUGGUCUUGGUAUUGGUUUUGGUAUUGAUAUAUGUAUCUGUAUCUGUAGUGGCAAUUUGGUCUGAUCAAUUUACAAUACUUAAAACUCAAUCUGGCUAUCGGACACAGGGUGAGUGGAUCGUAGGAAUAUUGGUAUCUGUGUUUGUAUUAAUAUCAGUUUCUGUAUUUGUAUUGCUAGCUAUAUCUGCAUCAGUAUUGACAUUAGUAUCAGUAAGGUAAUGAUGUUGGUGUUCAUAAGAAAUUCAUAUUGGUAUCAGUAUUAGUUUUGGCAUCUGCGUUCUAUCUGUAUUAUAGCUAUUUGUAUCUUAAUGAGCAUAGCUGUUAUAUCAUUGUUUUGUUAUUUGUACCUGUAUAUAGGUAUCUGUAUUGGUAGCUGCAUCCAUGUAGAUAUUUGUAUAAGAAUCUGCCUUUAUAUAGGUAGUGGUAUCUGUAUCAAUACUUGUAUCAAGGUCUGUAUCAGUAUUAGAAUUGGUAUUUAAAGUGGUGUCUGUAUCUGCGUUGGUAUUUAUGUUGGUGUAACGCACUGUAAGUAAGUCAAAUAAGCUGAAAGUCAAGAGUCUGAUUUUCCGCCAGCAAAACAUGUUUCUUUUUUUCAAUGAUAUUUAAGCAGUCCUGGGUACAGACAGACUGACAACUCAAACCUUUGUUUCAGACUCUGCAUCAGUGAACGAAGAAUCAGUAUCAGAAAAUCUGGUGUUUUUGUCUUUUUCAACUAAGACACACGCUUUUAUUUGGUCUUUGUUGUAAACAAUAGGACUCAGUUUGACAAUGCUGUUUAGACGUAGUUUAAAAGUCACCUUUCAUCUGUUUCAGCGGGACUUGUGCAGGUCUUUUGCAUAUGACCUCAAUCAUGUUAUGAGCACACAAAUGAUUACUUCUAAACCUCCUCUUUGUGCAUAUUUUUCCUGAUCCCUUAAAUUUUCUUUCCUGAGAUGAAAAACCCUUGAAAGUCAGAGCAUAGGUAACCAUCACUGGUGCGGCGGGGUAACAAAUGUUAUCUCUUACUCUGAGGUUUUGCAUUUCUAUGUAACAGAGCAGCGUGUGUGUGUAAAGCUUAUGGAUGAAACACUGGAGGAAUGUAGAGUAGGCGGUCUAACAACACAUUUUUUUAGGGUUUUGGAAGAUAUUAUUGAAACCAAGGUGAAAAUUAAUACUAAAACUAAAAAUAGAUUCCCUCUACUGCUACCUCAGAAAUACUAAAUUUGGUAUGUUUCUGUAUUUUCAUUUCUUCUGGGAGUAAUUUCAUGUAAUUUUCAGUAAUCAAAAAAAAUUAAUAUUCCAAAAAUCAUAAUUUCUUGGCUCUUGUAUCGCUUAUUUAACAAUCUGCUCAUGUUUUUUUUUUCACUCACGUCUGUUGAGCCUGCAGGGUUAGAACUGUCUGAUACUGUUUUAUUUGAUCACUGCAGUUUAUCCAGGACACUUAAAAAAAUCUAAAAGCUUUUAAAAGAUGCUGCUGUAUUAGUGACGGUAUACCAACCAUCUGAGGGCAGUUUGGUUAACAUGCAAACACAAUUUCUUAUCACCUCAAGUGUUUGUUUUCAGAAAGUCUACAUUUCAUUUAAAAAAAAAAUGACAAUGAAAGGGGCAAACCUUUCUGUCAUAGAUGAGUUAAUCAAACAAUUUAAAUGAAACACAUCUGAAACCAUUUAUCUAUCAUCAACACAGUUUUAAUUAAUCUUCUUUUAAGCUAUUAAUCAUUACAGCUGCACUAAAUCUUCUUGAAAGCUGUUUUAGUUAACACCACAGUAUAAUGUAAUACAAUUAUGUCAUUGAAGCUCUCAGGGAGAAGGAAACAUGAAUAUACAGUAACUAAAAGCAUAAAAUUAAGUGUAAUACAAAUGAAAAAGAAACUUUAUUCUCUCCUCAAAAGCAUUAACUCUAAAUCAAGUAUGAUAAGUCCAGAGAUGGUGUAUUCUGCUUUUCUUUCCCCAGUAACAGUGCUCUCUCUUGUAUUCCUUUUUUUAGGAUGUCUGUCAUUUUGCUGCUGCAUUUGCAUUAUGAUGCUUCUUUCUUUGGUCAUUGUGAUUCAUCCAUAACAGCCAGCUGUAAUCUGUGAGUGCUCGGCACAGUCUGUCGGAGUACAGUCAGUACAAUUCCACUGGCUGCCUGGGCUCAGACUGCAUUUUUAACAAGAGCCAUUUCAAUGGCAAAAGUCACUCCAGGACAAAAUAUAAUCCCUUAAAUAAUAUACUAUUCCCACUACUACCAGCCGAGCACUACUUUUACUACUGCAACUAAAUUUAGCUGUGUAGCAUGUUGCGUAAAAAGGUUACAUAGUUGCUUGAAAUGAGGUCAGGGCAAACUAACCCUAAUGAACUUAUUGUUGGCUAAUCAGUCUUUAAAUAUGACUGAAUGAAGGUAUGAAGUCUGCAUCACAGACUGCAGUGCUGUCAAAGGGAGGUUCAGUGGGGACACUGUAUGGCUGAGAAUGCAGAACAUCACAGGGGUUGUAUUACAUUUUGUUUUCUUGAACUUGCAUUAAAGAAAUAAGUCCUUGCACAUAAAACUAAAUACAGGUUUGAGCUACAUCAGAGACAUAAGAAAAUGCAAAUACGACAUGUGCUGUAUCUGUGUUUUAAAGAGUUUGUCUCUUUAAUUUCUAACUUUUUUGAAGCUGUUAGAAAGCUUCAAGGCUAUGAGCUAUCCUGUACCAGGAAGUGAAGGACCAUUUACGUCAGCAUAGGGUCCAACUGAGUGUGAGAAUAAUAAAAUGACUCUGACCGCACAAUUAUGGCCUGACUCACUGUACUGCAGAGCUCCCUGAAAGAAAGAAAGAGUUAGGAACACAUUCAAGCAUUCAUUCAGUACAGUGAUGACAGAUCUUUUUUCCUGUGGAUGAGGUAGAUUAUUCUGAUACUUUUUUUGUCACUGUGGUCUUUUUUUUUUCUUCCUUUUCUUUGCCCUAAAAAUUUCUGCAAGCCUUUAUUUGUAGUCAGUGACGCUAAUGUAUAUGUACCUUUGUCAUCUAGUGUUGUAGUGUAGUCACCAAAACUAGAGUCUUAAUCUGAGUCCAAGUCCUCAGUGUUCAAGUCUGAGUCCAGUCCCUGUUUCCUGACUCCAAUCUGAGUAGAGUCUCAAUCACCUGAGGCGCCUCUAUGUGUAUCUUGGCUGGAGCUGUUAAACACAAUGACACGAGAACAUGCAAGUGAACACACGCUCCAGUUCUUUCCCCGAAACUGAAUGAAUUACACAGGAAAACUGUCAAAAACUUUAAACAAGUCUUCAGCAAUGAACAAGUCCUCUUUUCUGUCCUCCAGAUGUGAAUGGAGUAGAUACUUGAGUCCAAAUGUCAGGUAGGACUCAAAACUAGUUCAAAACUAGUUCCUUGAGUGACCACUUGAGGCUGGCUCAUAAAGGCCAAGGAAACCCCCUUAGAACCCAAUUUAUAAGCAAAAUUAAACAUGUUACACCCAAGUGAAAAAAAUCCCUUUUGAUCUCUAUAACUACUAUUUUUGUUGAAACUGGAAGUAGGGAGUGAAGAUUAAGCUACAAAAUGAUACAGAAAUCAUGACAGUGGGUAUAUCACCAUAUCUGAUGAACUGGAGAGUUGAAAAUGCCUCUUAAAGGCGAAGUAAGGAAAUAAAGAGUCAUGAGGUGAAAGUGUGUUAUGGCUAAUUUAGAGUGCUGUAUUGUUUCCUUGAAUUUUAAUUGGGAUAUUCGGUGCCAGCGAUCCAAUCACUGUAUCAUAUAUGUAAAGAUAGACAAAUGAAUAGUUCCUAACUGGUUGCCAGUCAUUGUUAUCUGAACACAAUCAGCACAACAUCGGCAUCAGGCUUCAAAAGGCUGAUAUCACAAAGAUUUUUUAAAAACACAUUUUUAAUCCCCAAUGACAAAUCGAGUUAAACACACUCACUGGCAAGUGUUUAGUGUAAGUUUUGCUUCUAACUCAAAUACCAGCCAAGCUUUGAAAUCCAGGGCAUAACCCAGUGUACUGGUGUUUUUUGCCAAUUCAUUGAAAAUUCAUCUACAACAUGUUCAUGGCUAAAACAACCAUGCAUAUUGCAUUGGAUUAAAACAACUCUUUUUUUUUUUAACCACAGUAUCUAACUUGUAUAUUUUUUUUCCUUUUUAGUCAUUUUAAAUUGGCAGAAUAAAAAUCCAAAAGUUCCCUUGAGGUGAUAUUUUAUGGAGCCAAAUAUUUUUCCAUCUGGAUUAUUUAUUAAAAUAAUCAUCACUCACUUUUUUUCUUACAUAAAAUCAAAACAAAAACAAACCAACAAUUUUCAAACCAUCUUUAUUUUAUUUAUAUCAAGUCUAUGAAUUAUGCACAAUUAGGGGCGUGGCUUAUUUGACUGACCAGUGAGCACCUGAUUUGGUAGGAACCUUGAGGUAAUUUUCUGUCAAUGCAUUUUGCUGCCAGUUUUAAAUGUAUAUUAUUAAAAAAUGAAAAGUUGUGUAACUUUUUUUGUCUUAAAGUUGCUUUGAGCUUUUUGUCAUCUUAAUUCAAGCUGAUUUGUUAAUAUAUGUUUCUGUAUACACUGCCUGCUCUGAUACCUCAUGCCAAAUUUGCUGCAAAAAGCUCGUAUUGCAAGUCCGUCCAAGAUUUUUAUGUAAACCAUGUGUGAUGCUCUGAAGCUUUUUAGCUGGACACUCCAGUUUGUAUUUUCUGUCUCCUUUAUAUCCUCUUCGGCCCACUCUACUCCUCCCUGCUCUUCACCCUGUCCUCACCUCUUCCUCCCCCUCUUUACCAUUCCCCUCUGUAGCCCUGUUAUAUCCCCCUCCCCAUUUUCCCACUGCUAUGCAUCUCCCUUUUGCCCCCCUUUACAUUUCUCCAACAUUCUGUCGUCUCCACUCCUUCCUCGACCCCCAUACAUACCUUUGCCCCCUCCUCCUCCUCCUCCUCCUCCUCCUCCCCCCUCUCCUCUCCUUCCUCGCCCCCUUCCCUUCCCCUGCCCAUGUUGGUAAAAAUAUCUGCAGACAGCAGGAGCAGAGGCACGCCUGACUCUCUCUCUCGCUCUCUCUCUCUCUCUUUCUCUCUCUCUCUCUCUCUCUCUCCUCCCCUCUCGCUCGCUCUCUCAGACAUCCCACCCAUGUGAUCUCACAGGCUGUCUCUGCUCUGCUCCACUCUCUGCUCCAGUCAGGCUCCUGCCUUUCAGCCGGCUGCAGCUAAUGAGCCUUUGUGUGGCCAAAGAGAGAGAGAGAGAGUGAGAAGACAGAGAGAGAGAGAGAGAGAGAGAGGAACACAGUGACAGACAGGGGGGGUUUAAGUGAGAAAGACUACCGACUUGCAACAAUAAAAGCAUAUGUGCAGCAAGAGCUGGAAAAUUACAAGCCUCUCUCUAACACUCCUGCACCUUUUUUUCCCAUGAAGCUAAGGGGCCGCUGCAUGUCAGUGGACCGAAACCAACUGGAAACCUUUUCAUUCAUCAUGUUUUACCUUUUUGUUUGAAUAGCCACUUUUUCUUUCACUGUGUGGCGGUGCUGCUGUGAGAAGAGGUGAAAGGAGUCACAGGCUGUCAGUGGAUGCAGGUCAGUUGUUCCUGUGAGGGCCGGCACACACACAGAAUCACACAUACAGACAUACACACACACACACACAUACAGGAGUGUAAUGUGGACGUUGCAGGACUGAUGUGUCAUGACUGGCUCCAGAUGCCAUUGGCUUGUUGGCAUCACUUGGCAUGAGUGUUUGGAAGCUUGUGUUGUCACAUCAGUUUGCCGUGAUUGUGGGAAACCUUGUGAAUGACGAGGUGAAAAAUAAUUGUGUGUGAGCGCUCUUGAUUAAGAAAAAAAGAGUUGGUCUGUGUGUGCACAGAGAAUCAAACACAGGGAGGGGCUUUCCAAGCUGCCUUUAGCUGCAUUAUUUUCUCUGGGAUUUUUCUCCCUGUUACUGUUAUAGUGCACACACUGCCCGGCCGUGAUUAGUGGUAAGGCAACAGAGAAGACAAAGAGAGAGCUGUUGGAGAGGAGCAACAACCUCUGGUUUUUAUUUAGCCGUGAUGAAAGAGGUUCACCCGAGAUUACCCGCAGCUCUGUGCCUCAUGAUGUCAUGCCCGUCCAGGGACAAAAAUGUAACUUUUAAUGCUGUCAUUACAGAAAACAAAUCAACCGAAAAUGCAUCAACCCAAGAAAAGGAAUACAGGAGAUAGUUUGCAGGAGUGUAAGCUGGAAUUGCUCUGCCUUUGGUUCUUGAAUAUAAAGAUCCUCAUUUACACUAUGCAACACACGGUCAUAUGGGAAAGCAGUGGUUGUGAGAGUACAUUAGAAUCUCCAUGGAAACCAUUUUUGGUAUCAAAAGCCUUGUGCAGCAUCAGCUGAGGGCUAAGCAUACGAAUAGGUUUCCAACAAUGGUUUCUAAUUAGGACCCUUGCUAGGAAUGGAAUAAAAUUGCACAGGUCAUUUUUGCUGGAAAUUUCCACUCAUGUCCUUUUCGCCUGUAAAUGAUGUGAUUUGUGGAUUGAAUUGUGUCUUUGCUGGUUGGAUGUGAGGAUAGCAGCUUCUACUGAUCAACAUGUUGUAUCCCACAAAUCUAAUAUGAUGGUGUAUUCUAGUUGAAGCUGAAAAGAUGAUAUGAUUAUGUGCUAUAAUAAUAUUACUCACCACAGAGAGUAAAUUGGUAUCAGGAACCAAUAGAUCACUGAAAUUGUAGUUAAAAAUAUCACCAAAACAAUCCCCCUGGUAUCAAAGUAUUCUGCAGUUAAUUGACUUCAUAUGAAUAUAUGGAAUAAUUGUUGCAGCUCAGUCGACCAUAGAGCUAGUUAUAGCACUCGUUCUGGUUGGUAAGUUUGAGGAUUGUUCUGUGCAUAGCUUCUUUUCGGGUCUUCUUGAUUUAAAAAAAAAAUACACAAAUUAUUGGAGAAACAAAACACUGUUGGUUGAAAUGCUAUCUUUUACUGUAUUUAAUGCUGACACUGAUGCUAUACUACUGUGACGGAUACAGAUACUAUUACAUCGAGCUGCAAUGAAUACAGGUGCUGGCACUGGCACAGAUACCUAUACUGGUAACAGUAAUGGAUGCUGGUAUGAGUACAGGUAAAGAUACUUGUACUACUUCCAAUGCUUGUAACAGAUACAGACACUGGAAGUAUCACUGUGACAGACAUUUGUUGUAAGUAACUGGUACUGGUAGCCCUAUGUUACACAUGCAUGUAAAAGAAACAAAGUGCUGUCACUGUGACAGUUACUUUAGGUUAAUACCACAAUGGGCACUGUAACAGCUCAUAAUAACAGAUACUGAGAGUAGCACUGAUACCAAUACUAAUACUUGUAACAUGAACUGCUCCUAACAGAUAGAUAUUUUUACCAGGAGCAAUACUGGUGCUUUGUCACCUAUACCUACAACAGGCACAAAUGCUAUACUGGUACUGUUAUAGAUACCUGUCAGGUAUCCAGGCUGUAAGCAUUGGUACUGCUACUUCAUAAAUACAUGUAUUGAUUCUAGUACUGCAACAUGUCAAAAAUGGGUUUUAGAGUGUGCUCCAGUUGAAAAAAGUCACUAAUGUUUCUGAUCAUAUCUUUUCUACGAUUAUGUUCAUAUAGCAGAAAAACUGUGAUGUGAUAUGCGUCUUAGCCUGCAAUCCAUGAUUAGUUUGCAUGCUAUGCAAGUUUUUUGUUGAGCUGUUUCCAAGGAGAACAGAGAAAACAGAGAGAGAACGCUGUCCACAGUUUCUCGUUAAUGAUGCUCAGAGCGAUUAUUUAUGGCAUCAUUGGUUGUCUGGAUGCUAACCUGGAUUACUGGACAAGGUGCUAGUGCUGCUGCUCCAGUCAACCAAUCAUAAACGAGGAACAUACUCAUACUGACUGGUACUGCUGCCUGUACCGGUAACAGAUAAAGAUACUGGUAUGGAUACAAGUUCAGAUACUGGAAAUGGUAACAGAUUCAAAUACUGGAACUGAUAUGCACACUGGAGACUGAUUUGGACACUGGUACUGAUACUUGUAACCAAUACUAAUACUAGUGAGGUGGUAUUGAUACAUAUGCCGGGCAGGGAUAUUGGUUUCGGGAUCAGAAUAACUCUAUUAGAUUGCAGGUUUUCGUGUCAGCCAGCUUAGUAAUUGCCUCACAGGAUCUGAGAGCUGGUUAGCACUCGCUCUUACAUAUUCUGCCUCUGAAUUAUCACAUUAGUUCUUUCUUAAAAUAAACCUCUUCAGUGAACUCACCCUGACAGGCUCCUCUCUCCUCCGCUUCCUCUCAGACGGAGGAUGCCUCACAUUCCUCAGUUGUAGGUAGAGUUAUUGACUCUGGAGCUUCUCCAAACGCUGCUGGUGCCAUGUCACUGCACUGAACAAGCACAGCCUCCUGGGAACAAUGACCCCCGUUGGCUGGCAGCUCUCUUCCUCUCUGGGAUGCACCUCUUCCUUCUCUCUCUUUCUUUCUCUCUCUCUCUGGCAGCAUGUCUCUCAGGCAGCAUUUGCAUCUGUAAUGACUCGAUAGCAGAGCUCAGAUGAAACACACUGUGGCUGUGUGUGAAUGGAAACUCCCCCACAAGCUGCUCUGGCAGAUAGACAGAGUGGGACUGGGUGAAGAUGCAUGCUGUCUUUACUGAUUCCAGUUUUCAGGAGUGAAAGCAGAGAGGGAAAAGCUGCCAGUCAUAGCAAUCCUCACUGUGUUGUUUGGUUUAUUUUAAAGAGUGACACGAUUUCCAGCUACUGCAGCAAUAAGCUUACAAGUAGUGAUUGACAUCAAAUAAAAUCUGCAAUAUUAUAACCUAUUAAAUACUGAAAGAGAACAACUGGAUAUUACACAGAGAGAAAACGCGGUAAUCAAAAUAAUAUAUUGUUUGACAGUUACAAUGUAGAGCCAGCUGCAGUGUAAGGCUGAUUAGUUUUAGCGUAGCUGACUGAUGAGCUUGUUCUUGUUUAUUUGUCUAAUUGCAUCAUCAGUCAGAGGGAGUUAAUGGGCCCUCAAUUGACACUGAAGUGGUCUGUAACACUUAGAGCACAGCAGCCUCUGCAUGUGUGAGUGCUCCAGCUAAAAACAUUUAUACGCACCUUAGACAGGCAGACAAAAAUUGUGCCAGAUUGAACCGUAGAAUACGGCUGUAGCUGAUCUAAGGGUAGUGCUUAUGCAACAUGUAUGAUUACCUUUGCACUAACAAGUCAGCAGUACUAUCCUUUGGUAAACCUGAGACUUUAUUUUCACACUGCUUUAUAAUACAUAAUUACAGGCCGCUGUGAUUGCACGCUACAAGAUGCAGUCAUAGUGAAGCUUUGUUAUUCCAUUUUGUAGCACCACCUGAGGCCUUGACUCGGGUCUUUUUUCUUUUUUUUUUCUAUGAAAGCAUUGGACCCAACAGAAGCUCGUUACAAACCUACAGGAUGUCACUCAUUAUGCUGUCAACAACAGCCUCACUUAUUCCCCCUCUGGUGCCGCAGAGUUGCAGAACAUUUGAAUUACUUCAGGUAGUGCAGACUUUGGCAGAGUCAACGCAACGCACAGCAGUAUGUGCGCUCACCUGUACAUGCACGUGGGAUUCUGCAUUAAUAUGCAUCUUUAUCGAUUGAAUUUGUUGCGUUUCUAUGAAAUAUAGAUACUUACAUGUACCUGAAUUUGCAGCAUACCUCCAAGCAAUUUUUAGCAUUUUUUCUCUAUGAAAGAUGCAAUGUAAUGAAUUAUUAAACAUGGACUUUUUUAAAGCAUGAUAGAUAUGUCAGCAGAGCAGGACAGCUUGGACCUGUCUGUUUUUCCUCCAGCCAAUCAGUCAGAGACAUUAGAAUAAACUUCCUGUAAGGCAGAUGUAGUAUGUAAUUAGCAGCCUUCUCCUUCCAUCUCGGCUCCUUUGUGCCAAGGUGAUCAAUCGUCCAGGGAGCGCCUGGGAGCUGGGAGGAGAGAUUGUGUGUUUGUAUGAGGGGAGGAAGGGGGGAGGAGAGUCUGGGUCUUAUUGUUAAUUGAGUGUACCGAGGAUUAUGAAGGCCCCUAAACUGGAUAUUAAAUAAUGUGGCCCCUCUCUCCCUCUCUCUCUCUCUGUGCUGUCUCUCCGUUUCAGGUGCAGAUGCGGCGGGCCAUGAGUGGAAUACUGAAGAGGAAAUUUGAGGAGGUGGAAGCCUCCUCCUCCCCGUGCUCUUCCUUGCGCGAGUCUGAUGAUGAGGUCUCCUGCAGCGAGAGUGGGGAUAGCAGUGACAGUGUCAACCCCUCCGCCUCAGGCCCUUUCACCCGUGAGUGCCUUGUGUCUUUUAAAUUUGUGCACAGUGAGGCUAACGUGUGUUAUUGACAGAAAGAUUACUGUCAUCAUAUUAUGUCAGGGAAAACAAAGCUGAAGCACUGAGAGAUGGGAAUAAAACUCAGAGGCAGUGAGGGUUUGCAGCUCCAAAUCAAUGCAGGAUGCAGGUGAAAGAAAACUAAUGUGUAUGUCUGGUGAUAAGAAUGUGGUAUGAAUUUACAGUAACAACCUUUCAGUGGAAAAGAGAAGAGAGGAGAUAGGAGAGGAGAGAGGAGAGGAGUGCAGUAUUAAAGGGAAAGCAUGCACAGGCAGCCUCAUUAGGAACAGCGUAGUGCACAGAUCUAGCCAGAUGAAUGAGGUGAUGCAGUCUCAAGCUGUGUUUGUGCAACACGAUUGGCUCUGUACAUCUAAAUACGUAGCUUUCCAACAGCACUGCAUUAUUAUUAGACUGGGGGAAACAUUUAUACAGAUCUACUCUUUCGAUCAGUAUCAACACACUCAAAAUUAAAACCUCCUUUGCACAUUUUUCAAAUUUAGUGGGAUGUCUUUAAAACUUUGAUCUAGAUUAAAACCAAAAAAUGUUGAGUUUACAUGAAUUAAAUGGAAAUAAAGGUGUACAGGCAUUAACUGCACACAGGUUCUUGGAUCAAUAAAAAAGUGUGUAACGAUAAAGCUGCAGAAAUUUCUAAUGAUGUUCAAGUAUUGAAUCACAUGCUAUUAGGAGUCCAUAUUAUUUUUAAAGGAGAUUUAAUUUCAACAUAGCUGUAGAAAAAAAUAUAUUUUAGAACACUUUUGAAGCCAGAUUUUUAGAAAAAAAAUACUUGACUGGUUUCUCAGAUUUCACAAUUUUUAUAUUCAAGCUUUAAGCACUUUUUCUUUAGAGCAACGUUGACACCAGUAACCUUUUCUCUUGCCCUUAAGGUUUUCAGAUUUAUAAAUAUUUCAGGAGAAAAAGUGUUAUGUAAAAUAAAGGAUUGUAUCAGAUUUUCUUUUUUUGGCCUGUUCGUGUUGAGCGCAUUGAUGAAUGAAAAGUUUGUUCAAUACCCUGUAAGUUUUUAAAGAUAAUUUAAUGUUUUUAAAUGCUAAUCUAUUAAUCUAUUUUCCUCAGAGCGGAGAAUAAAACACCAAAGGGAUUAAUAUUUUAAAGUAAUUUGUCAUGUAUUUUUGGCCUUUAUAGCUUGAGUGCCCAGCCUCUCUUUUUUUGUAUGACUCAAUUAAUGAAGUGAACCAAGCGACAAAACAGUGCAGUUUGGCUAAAAGUGAUUAAAUACAAAUAAAGUUUGACCAGCCACAGAUUCUGUAAAGCUUUCUGCUUUUAAAUACACAAAUGAUUCCACCGAGGUCUGCUGCUUUAAGAUGACACCAUAAAUCCUGACUUAACUGGACUCUAUAUUAAAGGAUGCUGCCCACAUUAAGGGUAGAAACAAUUACUAAAGACAUGCCUCCUCCUCUGCAGCAGGCUCAUCAGGACACUGAAAUCAUGGCUGAUAAAUAGCUGUGUGCACACAUGUAUCUUCAUUUGAGCUGAGAUAAAUGUGGAUGAGACGGAUUAUACAGUUGUUAGUCAUGAAUCAUUUUGGAGAGUUUGGAAGCAUCUGUGCACUUAGUGCCAAAAAUCCUCAAUGACGUCAUUCUUCAAGAAAAAGGAGGGAGUUCUGUUCGGACGGCACAGGUGCACAGUGAGCAAAAAUGAAGUUUAAUUGGGACACAAAAAGAAGAUUGAAACCAGCACUUUAGUUUUCUGUUUUGAUGAUGCGCUGUUUUCUAUCUGAAGGACAUGCAGAUGACUGACAGCCCCCCCCCCAAUAGGGAGACAUAAGUAGGGUGCUGCGUCCCUGGAGGCUUAGCGUGGCCUCUGUGUCAGCUGCAGAUGCUGGUAGCUAACAGCAACAGGGUAGCUGUGCACUGUGAAGACUUCUCUCCUGUGAAGUGACAUGUGCACAUACAGAUGAUAAUUGACUGUCUUGGUAGAGAGAUGGAACAAUUAAGCCCUAAGUGCUUUUGCGUUCUUCGCUGUUGUGUGAGGAGGAGUCGGGAAAACCUCUGAAAUGUGUUUAUCUUUGAGCGAGAAGCAGGCAGGUUUGAAUCCAGGAUUGGGAAAAGGGUAAAGGAACACUUGCUGAUUAUAGCUUGUAAAACUGUGACAAAUACCUGUGAGAUGUUUUUCUCUCUUACAGGCUUUGAUGUAAACCAUUAAAAAAAGCUGAUUGCAUAAACCUUAACAUCUGCUAACUGUUUUGACACUUAAAACAAGCUGUUCGUAUUUCAGUUCGUAGAUAAUGAAAGUCAGCUCAGUCUGACAGCUCUGCCUCUCUAAUGACAUGCAUUGUCCCCCCUGCGUGCGAUGGAGAAGAGCUGCUGGAACCAGAUGGUUUCUAUUUGUCCUGUCUGUCUGAUACACAGCAAACACUGGGAACACUGCCUCUGUGAACCAGCGCUCUUCAUCUCCGGGGCCAGGCAGAGGCAGGGGGAUUAUUUAUGCUCCACCGUUGCCCUCCUCUCCUCUCUGCCCCUCCCUCUUGUCGAGCUCUCCUUAAAAAGACAUGCUGAGGACUUGCAUGCCAAGCGGAAGCAGAGAGAUGUGAUGAAAUCCUUCCCUGCAAAGCUUUGCUGAGAGAUGUAGAAGCUCUCUGUAAGGCUGGCAAGAAAGAAGUCGUCAUUUUUCAGAGGUUUAAGGACAAUACCCCCAAGCCAGCUUGUUUUCUAUAUUUAGCCAUAGAAAUUUUGUGUGUCUUAACAGGCUUUACAUGAAAAUAGAUGUAUAAAUGAUGAAGGAAUUGUGUGAGAAGUGUUGUUGAUGCAUUGAUUCCUUGUGCCAUAUUCUCCCUCACUGGAUCCAUGAGUCGUCUAAACAGAUUGCAAGCAGGAUGGGAAGCUCUUUUUUUCAAACAUGCCCAUUUUUCUUUGCAGCCAACUCAAUCCUUAAGAGAGAGAAACGCCUCCGGACAAGGAGGGUGCAUUUCGAGAAUGUGACAGUGUACUACUUCAGCCGACGGCAGGGCUUCACCAGCGUUCCAAGCCAGGGAGGCAGCACGCUGGGCAUGUCCAACAGGCACAGCUGGAUCCGGCAGUACUCCCUGGGUGAGUUUGCCUUGGAGCAGGAGAGGAUCCACAGAGAUAUGCUCCGGGAUCACCUGAAGGAGGAGAAACUCAACUCCAUCAAACUCAAGGUAAAAAAUCCCAUUUCGAGAAAUCUCCAAGCAUCGAAUAUCGAAAAAAGUAUGAAAGGUAUCCAGUCUGAAAGACUCUUCACUUGAACAUUUAUAAAUGUGUCCUCCUUUGUAGCUGACCAAGAACGGAACAGUGGAGUCUGAAGAGGCAAACACGCUCACAGCUGAGGACAUCUCAGACGACGACAUCGAUCUGGACAACACAGAGGUAGACGAGUACUUUUUCCUGCAGCCGCUUACCACUAAAAAGAGACGGGCGCUGCUGCGCUCCUCCGGGGUAAAGAAGAUUGACGUGGAAGAGAAACAUGAACUGCGGGCUAUCAGGAUGUCCAGAGAGGACUGUGGCUGUGAUUGUAGAGUCUUCUGUGACCCAGAGACCUGUGCCUGCAGCAUCGCAGGGAUCAAGUGCCAGGUAAAGCCCACAGUAUGAAUAUCUCCUGUUUUACCCUUUUAAUAGAAAAGAAACUGUACAGCUAAAGAGCAGAUGCAGGUAUGAAAGACAACACUGUGUCUUUUGGUUCAAAGUUAUUAAACGGCUUCUUUUCCUCAGGUGGACCGCAUGUCGUUUCCGUGUGGCUGCACCAAAGAAGGAUGCAGCAAUUCAACAGGGAGAGUGGAGUUCAACCCCAUACGUGUCCGAACCCACUUCUUGCACACCAUAAUGAAGCUAGAACUGGAAAAGAGUCGUGAGCAGCAGCAGGCAUCCCCCACCAACGGUUACCAUGGUGAUAACAACGACCUGGGGAGUGAAAACCCUCUGGUCCAGUCCCAGCACAGGUUGGAGUACUCACUGUCGGACGCUGUCCCACAAACAGCAGCGAUGCACCUGCAAGCCUCCGAAGAUAUGGAGGAGCCUCUGGAUGAAGAGGAAGAUGAGGAAGACGAGGAAGAAGAUGAUGAGGAGGAGGAAGAGGAGGAGGAGGAAGAGGAAAAUGAAGAAGAUGAGGAAGAUGAGGAGGAUAGCAGCAGUGUUUGCAGUGCGCUGUCUGACUCCAGUACGCAGAGCUUGGCAAACAGCGACUCUGAGGAUGAGGAGGAGGAUGAGGAGGAUGAAGAGAAGUCUGAGAACUUGGAGAGCCAAUCAGUGACUCACACUGAGGUGGUCCCAUUGUCCUCGGUGCUGUGCUACAGUGAUGUGACGCAUGAGAACCACAUGAACGGAAACACGUAUUUCAUGAACUCUUCCUCGGCUGAGUACUACCAGCUGGGGAGCUCCGCUGUUGUUGCAAACGGUCAAACCAGCCAACCCAGUGAACCCUUCGGGGAAGCCUUAGCAUUCCAGGAUCCGAACGGCACGACCAACGGGGGCAUGCCACAAGGACCAUUCAACAUAUCUGCUGAGCAGUACACAGACUACCCCAAUCAGGCUGAGCCACAAUACACUAACGGUAACGCUAAUCACCAUUUCAGCCUGACGAGCGGGGCGCCCGCCACGCCGUUGACCUGCUACACAGCUGAUUCAGAGAACAAGGUGUCCAAGGUGGCAUUUGUGGAACAGCCUGAAAACCAGAACCAGACCCAGUUUCAGAAUUUCCUGAACAAUAACACACAGGGUUCAUACAGCAGCCACAGCUCGUGUUUGACAGCCAAACAGCAGCAAGAGUCCAGUAUCAAUAACAGCCACUCUGACCUGACCUUAUUAGCAAACAACACGAAGAACCUUCCUUUACCAGACCAUUGUCCCGAGGUCGCAGCCAUUUAGUGGGCCUCACCUCUCAAAGUGUUCUUUCAUUAUUAUGUCUUAACUUAAGCCUGACCGAGGGACAUUUCAAGGGAACAUAAUCAUGGCCUUUUUCAUUAUUUGAUCUGAAACUGCAGAGCUAUCGGCACCACUGUAGUGCAUUUACAGCUAUUACGUAAAAGCCGAGGACCAUAUUCAGACAGCAGCUGUUUUCCCCGGACUUUCGUCUUUGGAGAAGAAGCUCCAAUUCUCAAGCGUACAGGCAUGAUGAAAGUUAUAAAAAUACUGUUUUUGCUUCCAGCUGUAUCAAAACUUUAUGUAAAUGAACAUUGGUGAGUAUUUUGAUGGAGGUGGGGCAAUAUUUAAACAUUUCAAAAUGUUAUUUAAACUUAAAGUACAGCCAAUGUCUCUCCACAGUUUCAAAUAUGAUUUUUUUUAUGAUUAUAAAGAUUGUCAAACUCCCUUCUCAAAACAUCAAAAUGGCAUUGAAGCUUCCUAAACGAAGCCUGUCAUGAGGGGGAAGUAGCUCCUGUAUGAAUAUGGUUAAAUUAGCUCCACAGUGAGAACAUAAAGGAGGAAAAACUCGCUCUUACAUUUUUCUUCACUACAGUAUGUGCUUAACUUGCAAGAUUAAACCCAUCACAGCCACUUUCAAGCAUCAGUUAUGUCAUGCUGUGCAAUGUAUUAUGUAAUCUCAGAUGUAAAGUUCUAGUUUUAAGCAGAUAUUGUACCGUAGAUGGACCUUUUCUAUGUCUACCGUAUGUGUCAAAUGUGCAAAAAAAGGUUUACUGUCGGUUAAUUUAUUGUUUCUUAAUUAUGUGUAUCCUUAUAUAUUGUAAAUGUUUUGAUAAUAAGCAUGCUGUUUUGGGAAUCAGUGACAUUUAGGGGAAAAUAAUUGCCAUUGUUUUAUAUGAAAAUGUGUUGUAUACAUAAUGUACAUUUCUGUUCUUUUUGGUCACUAUAAUAUGCUUUUCUAUGGUUUUGGAAAAGCAUGAAGCCUGAAUUCUUAUUUGUAUAUUUGUAAUACAAUGUCAUAAGAUAGCGUUAAAUGAUAAGAGAACAAUUCACAGCCUUUUGCACUUAUGUGUGGGGGUCCAGUGGCAUGCAGUUGGUUUGAACUGAGUAAUACUUGAACAGUGGAAAAAAAAAAACAAGGUCCCCCACUUGCUUUUCCUCCUCAACCUUUCAAAGUCAGGAGUCCAUAUCUGCUACACUAAUCACGUAUACAGGGAUGAUGAUGAUGAUGAUGAUGAUGAUGAUAAAGUAGCACUUUGACAUAUCUCUGAAAGUAUAUGAAGCUCUAUGAUUUACUCCAGAACUCUAUCUUUAUCUUUGAGUCAGUAUAAUCAGCUUAGUUUCAUAAAGCAUCAGUAGCCAGCCUCUACUACAGACAAAUUAUUGUCCGCUAAUGUGUCAGUAUCUCAAAUUAAUCCAGUUACUGGAUUCCUGUUUUCUGAUAGCCGUGUAAGCCACAUUCCACUCCUUAUUAACUACGAUGUUAACUUAUAUGGGUCCAAUAAUCAUGUUGAUUUGUUCUAUUGAUGUGCAAUAGCUUGAGGGUUUACAGUAGGUGUUCCCUUUGAGAGAAAAUCCUCAAUAAAGCGGACCACCUUUAAUUGACUGUCAAGGUAUUUGAUAUUGUACUUUAAACACUAUUAGCUGAGUAUUGAAUUUGACACGAUUUAAUUAAGUGUAUAUGGAGAAAAAAAAUGUUCAAGGUAGACAAUCAAAGAUUAAAAUGUGGUUCAUUUGAGUAAACACACAAACAAUAUCAUCUCUGAGCCAUUCUAAAUAUCCGAACAGCCAGGUUUUCUAAAGUUGUUUACCAAAAAUCUGUAAAUAACCUUUUAGAUUGUCUUUUUUAUGAAUCCUAAAACAGGUAGAAUUGGAGUAAUUGUUCAGAAAUUGGAUGACUGCAAUAAUUAAGUAAAGAGACGACAAUAAAAUGUUUCUGAGGUUAUUCACCUUGAGCUAUUUGCUCCUGCAUGAAUACAAAUACUUCCGUCCUUCAGGCUGUCGAGUAUCUGCCAUAUUUUGAAAUAAAAGGAGGUUGUUUCUGGAUUUUUGGCAGUGGUGUGACUGAUGAGUAGCCUGGACCUUUUCAGUCAUCUCAGUUGUUUAAAAGAAGCUGACUGACUGUUUUUAGGCAAUCAGAGGCAUCAAAACAGUCUAAUUUGCAGACAAAUGGUGCCAAAAUAUUCAAAGCGAGAAGGCUACAUACAGCGACACUGCAUCCCCUUCAGAAUCCUGUGUUGGAUUUUAAUUUCCAGUAUUUAUUAUGAACGAUAUAAUGAAAUGUGUAUUUAUUGUGAAUUUACUAAAAGUCUGUAUUGAGUAAAUUGAUUCACUAUCUUAAAAUUUGUCUUUUGUUUCAUGCAGGUUGUGUUGUAAAGCUUCAUGUGCCUGAUUUAUUUAUUUAUUAUUAUGUGAAAAGCAAACAUUUUGCACAAAAUGCUCCAUUUUUUUUAUGUGUUUUGAUUUUCAAACUGUAGAUAGAGCCAACUUCAUUUUCAGUUGCUUCAUUUUUAACAUGGUUUUGAAAUAAAUGAAAUUCAAAUUGUUAGUCAA